ACUUCAGAACCUUCCUCACUCUUUCUCUCUUCUAUAAACCAAAACCCUUUUUAUUCACCAACAAUCAUUCUCAUUCUUCACUCUCACUCAUGGCUCAAGACAGAAACCAAAGCGAUGCAUUCACACGCAGAUUCAACCAGAAUCCAAACCCUAAACCCCAAGACUUCGACGCCAAAGGCUACAGCCUCAGCGGCAAAAUCAUGCUCUCCGCGAUAAUCCUCCUCUUCUUCGUCGUCCUCGUCAUGCUCUGCCUCCACAUAUACGCGCGCUGGUACCUCCGCCGCGCGCGCCGCCGCCACCUCCGCCGUAUCCGCCGCACGCAGCUCGUCUUCCACAACGACGCUGUCCACCCCGCCGCCGUCCCCCGCGGCCUCGACGCCGCCGUGCUCGCCUCGCUCCCCGUCUUCUCCUACGACCCCAAGGCCCACCCGGAAAACGCGCCGGAAUGCGCGGUGUGUUUGUCGGAGUUCGAACCGGGCGAACCGGGUCGGGUCUUGCCCAAGUGUAACCACAGCUUCCACUCCGAAUGCAUCGACAUGUGGUUCCACUCGCACGACACGUGUCCGUUGUGUCGCGCCCCGGUUGAGCCCCCGCCCGAACCGGAAGUGGUGAUAAUAAUCCGCGAAUCGGAACCCGAACCGGGAACCGGUUCGGGCCCUUUUGAGGGUGCGAACCGGAGCGGUUCUUCUUCGGUUGGGGAGAGGAGGAAGCCUUCGUUGGUUGGCGUGAGCGUCGAGGUGCCUCCGAGGGACGAGUCGUCGGGUUUCGACUCGCCCUCGACUCAGUCGGCGUUUCGGUCGCCGAUGAGUCGCAUGUUGUCGUUCACGAGGAUGCUCAGCAGGGAAAGAAAGGGGGGCGUGUCGCCGUCGUCGUGCGGUGGCGCUUGUAGCUCCGCGGCGGAGUCUGGCGCGGAGCGAGGUGGGCGAGAGGAGACUCAGUGAGUCGGUGACUCGGGGUGCUACGUGGCGGUAUUGUGUGGAAGGGGGUGAGUUGGGUGACACGGAGAUGUUUUGUAGAUGUUGUUUAUUUGUUGGUUGUUUGAGAGAUUCUAAAA
Messenger RNA from Cajanus cajan (pigeon pea), 1054 nucleotides. Its product is annotated as RING-H2 finger protein ATL2. The record is from RefSeq and is a predicted model, not a curated record. Lineage: Eukaryota; Viridiplantae; Streptophyta; Magnoliopsida; Fabales; Fabaceae. Gene Ontology annotation, biological process: protein ubiquitination. Gene Ontology annotation, molecular function: transferase activity.